Molecule: messenger RNA, 525 nt
Organism: Aspergillus homomorphus CBS 101889
Lineage: Eukaryota; Fungi; Ascomycota; Eurotiomycetes; Eurotiales; Aspergillaceae
Product: putative COPII vesicles protein Yip3
Exons: 1
Coding region: 1-525 (174 amino acids)
Cellular component (GO): Golgi apparatus
Source: RefSeq, a predicted model, not a curated record
AUGAGUCCCCUCCAGAUCCCUAUCGAUGCGAUUACCUCGCGAUUCGGUGAGCGCUUCAAUAGUGUUCGUUCUCAAUCUUUCAGCACACGCUUUGCCAACCUUCGUCCUGUUUCCGAGUUCCUUGAUGUCAAGCGUAUCUCGAAGCCGGCCAACUUUGGCGAGGUCCAGAGCCGGGUAAACUACAACCUGUCUUAUUUCUCAAGCAACUAUGCCGCCGUCUUCGUGAUGCUCAGCAUCUACAGUUUGCUGACAAACCCGCUUCUGCUCUUUGUCAUCAUAUUCGUGACAGGCAGUCUCUACGGAAUCGGUAAGCUUCAGGGUCGAGACCUGGAUUUGGGUGUUGCCCGCUUCAAUACCUCCCAGCUUUACACAGGGCUGCUACUUUUUGCGAUACCUUUGGGAUUCUGGGCCUCGCCUAUUGCUACUGUGCUCUGGUUAAUCGGAGCCACCGGCGUGGCUGUUUUUGGCCAUGCCGCUUUUAUGGAUAAGCCUAUCGAGAAUGCUUUUUCCGAGGAGGCGGUCUAG